This is a messenger RNA of Uloborus diversus, 2999 nucleotides long. RefSeq names its product capon-like protein. The coding region runs from base 1075 to 2712 and encodes 545 amino acids. The transcript has 7 exons. The record is from RefSeq and is a predicted model, not a curated record. Lineage: Eukaryota; Metazoa; Arthropoda; Arachnida; Araneae; Uloboridae.
ACCAACAUAGCAGAACUAUGUUAUGUUAAGGGUCUCCGGAGCAUCUGUUUCGGUCCCCGAGACCUUUUUACGUGUCAUAAAUUGUGAUGGACGACUGUUAUGUCAAGCUGCCACGUGGAGGAGCUGCGAUCGCAAAAAAAAAAAAAGAAUGAAAGUUAAAGUUUUUCUUUCCCUUGUUUAGUUUUGUUUUCUUUUUGCCGAAAAAGAACGUUUGCACCGGCGGCGCGCCGAAAUUUUCUUCGGUUUGAAAUAGUGUUUCUUCUGUGUUUGUGUCGGUGUUUUGUUCUCCGUCGUAAUUAUUCUUAUAUGGAUGUGCGAAUAAAAAAUGCUUUCGACUAAAAGUUGUUCAAAAAAGCUGGAAUUACUUUGAAACAGGAAAUGAAGCUGAGUUAAGAAGAAUCAAUCAUGUACCCACAGUUUUGUCUUGGGAUUAAUUGUUCAGAAAUCUCAUAGCAAAUUAUGCAUUAGCACAAAUAUAUAUUUUACUAAUCUUGCAUAAUUCCUCCAAAACUGAAUCAUAGGUUUUUCAAACCGUUUUGAAGAAUGCUGAGGCAAAAAAUAUCUAUGAAAACAUUUAGAUACAGAACGUUUUUCUUUAGAGCGAAACCAAUACUUCAUAAAGAACAAAGGAUAUGCAAUGAAGUCCAGCAAGAAGAAUCUUGAUGUUCCUGCAUUAGCAAAUUAUAUUUGCAUUCAAGUAUUGAAUUAUCAUAAUUCAAUAAAUGUCUUAUGAAGAAUUGAGCUUAAAGUGUUAAAACAUUCAAAGAGCUGUUCAAGCUUGUAAUGACUUUGAAUUAUUGGAAUGACUGAAGCAUUACAAUCCCUCAAUUAUGCGUUAUGAAAUGCGGUAAUGUUAAGAACUCGUCUUCAAUUAAGUAAAGCUAUUGUGGGUAUCACUGUUAUCUAGAUCAUGCCACAGUUUAAGCUAAAUGUUUGCAACUUAGUUCCUCACCGUAAAUAUUAUAGAUCUGAAGCAAAAUUAGUGCCUCUUUGGAGUAAAAAUCCAACUCUAUGAGUCGGGUUUAGGGACUCUAUGAGUAGAGCGCGGGACCUUUUGUGGAAUCUUUGACAAGAAUGUUCAGAGCUGGACCUAAAGUUUCUGCACACGACAAACUAGAGAAGCAGCAACAGCAGCAGAAACAGAAGAAGAGAUUGUCUUUCAGGGAGCCGGAAAUUGUGGGACCUCAAAGACAAGGGGAUUACAGAUCAAAAGUUUCACUCUCUGCAGUUCCGACUAAAGCUCUUGAAUCUAGAAGGGGUAGUUCCAGUGUUGAAGAUCUGACAUUGGAGGAUCAAGCUCUUAACAUAGUUCACAGCGUUGGCAACGCAUUUUUGGAUCUACCAAUGAAAGUGAACGAUCGUUGCGAAUAUUCCGACCAAGUACCUUAUAAUAACAAUUCUGAAAUCCCGUUUCAAGGUACAACGAAUACAAGUUGUUCAUCUCUUGAGUACACUUCCUAUCAACGAAAGUGCCAGCAGCGAAGUUUUAAAAUCAGUGCAGGAGACGAAAAAUACUUGGACUCAGCGGGUUCUCCUCCUGAAGGUGCUACAAUGCGCUGCCCAAUUAUUGAAUCAAGGGAAGGGAACCAAAAUUGCAAUCUGUCAGAUCCUCAAGAGGAUACGUAUCCGAGAGGCUCACAGCAUCAGAUUCAGCUCCUCAAGUAUCAACUGGACCAACAGAAUCAACAGACACAAAUGGCGCUGUUUCAGGUGCAGCUCCUCACAGACCAAAUGGAAGCAGAGAGCAAUGCCAGGCGAAAAGCCCAGGACCAAAAUAAUCAGCUCAUGAUGCAAAACAGAGACCUACUCGAACACAUUGAAAAACUUUUCCUGCAAAUUGAGGAUUUAGAAAGAAAAGUGCAUGUUCUUGAGCAAGAGAAGAAUACAUCGGGGGUAUCACAAGAUUCACAAGUGAUUCACAAACCACUGCCUUCAUAUGCUGGAUUUCGGAGAUUGAGCUCUGACCAAAUUGCACCAGAAAAAUCAGCCAACACUAAUCGCAGCCAAAUCUCAACUAAAAAGAGCACUUUAUCGACAGCGAAAUCAACAACACCUGUAAGCAAACCUGCCAGUCAUCAAAAUCUACCAAGCAGCAGGAGAAGCUCUCUAACCCAACCAAGGCAAUAUUCAACCCAAACCAAGACAUCUGAUGCCACAGCAUCUUCGAAACAAUAUCCAUCUCAGAGCAAAUCAGCCGACGCUAGCAAUAAAAGCAAAGAUUUUCUGCGAAUCGGUGACACUAGUCCACCUGUUCAGAGUGGAACAAUGACGCCCUUCGGAUCUGGGUGGAAGUUGAAUGCACCAACUCCACCAGAUAAAACUGUAGGAAUGCCUCCAAGAAGUAGGACUGGUAGCUUCAGUUCAUAUAGUAAGCUAAAAGCACCAGAGAGCCCUCCGACAAAGAACACAUUGUUCAGCAACAGCAACAAUUUUUCCAAUGCUUCAAGUAAAAAAUAUUCAUCUAGUACCUCUGACUUGUAUAGCAAUCAGAGCUCAUAUCAAAUGACUAAACCGUUAGUAAUAGAUGAACCCUUAACAAGCACAAAAAGUUCCAUUAGCAAUUUGAACUUGACUCCACCUAGUAAACUUCCGAGGUAUCAGGCCUUCUCGUCAUUUCAGAGGAAGGCUUCUUUGAGUGAUUCCGAACAAUUUUCUCCUGCAGAGAAAGAUAAGUUUAAAAGCAAAACAGAGACAUCCCUGUUUAACAGAUGAAGCCAGAUGUUGAGACACAGUGAUUUUCAUCGCAAAGAUAUAACUUAAUUGCUUGAGGGACUGCAUAACUCUCAAGGAACAGCUAGUCGUUAUCGAUUUCGGCAGGAAUAAGUACCAUGAAGAGCUUUCAGAUUGAGAAAUCUAAAUGAAUGUAUUCCUAAAAGAAACUGCCAUGGUCUUUUCUUAUUGUAUGUGUUUGCAGGGAAGUUGAAAAGCAGACAUUAUAUUCAUUAGUCAAGAAAAUGUACAAAAGUGUAUGUAUUUAAUAAAUAUGUUGAAUUAAAGAA